UGCAGAGAGAGAGAAACACAUAAACCACUCUAUUAUUCCACUCCUUUUUACCCCAAUCCCCUCUUCCUCCUAUUUCUUUUUCUCUACAAAAAGGUCUCAUACAACUCAUCAUCACUAGAAACGUUACUACAAUGGAAAUCCAACAACUUGUUCUCAAGUUCAAAUUUCACAUCUUAUUCGCAUCCAUUUUUUCUAUUUUCAUCAUUAUUCUCAUUUAUCUUGCACCUCGUUUUAUCGAUGUUAUCAAGUACUUUUGGCCUCUCUUACUCUCCACUGCUCUUUUCCUCGUCGCCGUCGUCCUCUUUGGCCGGAUUUCUCCGCCGGUAGCUGAGGCUGAGAAACCGGGUGAAGAUAUAUUGGAUUUCGUGGCGGGUCAACCCGAUGAAUUACAACCUCAUCUACAUGAAUUACAUGAACAUGGAGAAGAAGAAGAAGGUGAAAGCAGUACUAGUAAAGUAGAGUGAAGGGAAUUUAAUUACUGGUUAUUUCUGCAAUUUUUAUUAUUUUAGACACUUUUUUGGAUCUGUUUUUCUUCUUCUUUAUCCUCGAUCUCCAUAACUCCAUUUUCUAAUCAGUUUGUAGGUAAUGAAAUUGACAGGUGGUGAAUUGUGUAUAUUCUUCAGUAUAUUGUUACAACUUGCAUUA
Messenger RNA from Nicotiana tabacum (common tobacco), 645 nucleotides. The record is from RefSeq and is a predicted model, not a curated record. NCBI's taxonomy places the organism in Eukaryota, Viridiplantae, Streptophyta, Magnoliopsida, Solanales, Solanaceae.